Penicillium longicatenatum is the source of this 2463-nucleotide messenger RNA. RefSeq names its product putative Rho guanyl nucleotide exchange factor. The transcript is spliced from 5 exons. NCBI's taxonomy places the organism in Eukaryota, Fungi, Ascomycota, Eurotiomycetes, Eurotiales, Aspergillaceae. Bases 1 to 2463 code for a protein of 820 amino acids. Gene Ontology annotation, molecular function: guanyl-nucleotide exchange factor activity. The record is from RefSeq and is a predicted model, not a curated record.
AUGGAGCAAAAGGAUGAGAUCGAGGCAGAGACACUGACAUCUGGGCAUGAUUUGGCCGACAAAUUCCAGAGCCCCACGGAUGAAACAACUCCAACACAGACCGCCCAUCCGUUCAAAAAGUGGAUGGACACCUUUCGAACCCGGAAAUAUGUGCCUUCAAGCAUUCCUGAGCGAUUUGUGGAGGGCUGGCCUGAUGCUACACAGACAAAUAACGCUCAUCUCUUGGCACAGGAUCCGCAGUGGGAGAGAAGCUCUGGACACUCGUCACAUCUGGGCUUGAAGACUACCACGAUGAGCACUGCAAGCCAAAGUGAGGCGAGGUCGAGGGGAACAACACACAGCACGACGACUCAAAGUGUACUAUCUGAUGUACGGGCUUCGGGAGACAGCUCUCGACCAAGCUCCAGCCACUAUGUGGAUGAGGCAGCGGUAAUCCGGGCCACCAAGAGGCGUCUAGUGCUGCAGGAACUGGUCACGACUGAGGACGAUUAUGUUCUUGGCCUCAAAGCUCUGACCGGGGUUCUCUCAAUCUUUAGUGCUCGUGCGCAGAUUCAGCGCAACAUUCAACAGAUCUGUCACAUCCACGAGAGUUUCCAAGGUCGACUGCAGGAUGCGUCACCUUUAUCGAGCCGCCAAGAUACAACAGAGGCUUCGGAUUUUGUUUCUCGUGGACUGUCGAAACGCCUUGGGGGCAUCGACCUCCGAGGACUCAAGAGUCUACCGAGUCGAUCGCUGAGAACCCGCAGCUUGAAAGCAGCAGUAGACCAACGCCGCAAAUCUUUGGUGGCAGACCCAUUUGAAGUAUUGGAAGUAGCACGGGAGAUCGAUAGAUUGUCUGCAUCUUUCUCAGCAUAUGAGGAGUUCUGUAGCAACUAUGACCUUCUAUCACAGGAUGUCGCUAUCCUGCGUCGUUCAAUCCCGAAUUGGUCGGUCUAUGAUCAAGGCAUUGAAGCACUGUCAAAAUCUGUAGCCUCUGUCAAUAGCCGCAGAAAUGAGGAGAACAAGUCAAUGUCGAUGGGCGAUUUAAUGAUAAAGGUUUAUAUUCUCACCUUCUUUUUUAUUCAAGCGCUAACCACACAACAGCCCAUCCAACGCCUGUGCAAAUAUCCACUGCUCCUCCAAGACCUUCUCCGAUACACACCAGUCAGUGAUUGUCCAACUUCCCAUGAUGCAAUCCGACAGAUCCUGGACAAUAUACGGACCCUAGUGACGCAGAUCAACUCGGCAACGGGCAAUCCGGUCAAUAAGGACCGCAUUCACAAGACACUGCUACUACAAGAGAAGAUUCGAUUCGCUGAUUCGUUCAUGCUACAAGAUGUAUACAAGGACCUUGGACCGAUGAUUCUUUGUGGGGUGCUACAUGUCACCUAUCAGACAUCGGAACUAAUUACUGGCGAUUUUAUGGUAUGCGUUUUGUUUAACAGUUACUUUCUUAUUGCAAAAGUCAUUGACGACUCCCACCGACUGGAAGUCGUCGCUUGUAUCUAUAUGGAUGAUUUGAAAAUGGACACCAUCCAGAAUGGACGGGGGAUUUAUUGCUAUGGUUGUCCGUUUUCAUGGAAGAUUAUAUUUCAAGACCAAGAGGAAAACUUCGAAUUUGUACUCAGUGCAUCAUCUGCGGCUGAAGAGAAACAUUGGAAAACUGAUACUUUGAAGUGUUCGGCGGCUUUGGCGGAAAUGGGCAAAUCAGGCACACGGGAACCUCGCAAGUACUCGCUCCUGGCCCUUCUUUUGGUGCCUUUGGAUCGGGCCAACUAUACAGUGGCCUCGCUCGCACGAAGGUCUAUGGAUGCCGUAGCGAUCUCACGCAAGUCCACGUCCCAACACGUAGUCAUUCGGAAAACACGCUGCCCACAGACCCAUGAUGAGUCCACUGAAUCGAGCAGUGAAAUUGAGCGGCCUAACUCCCCAAUUGCGCGAACUCCAUGGGUUGUGACUGCGAGACGAAUGGAUCGGAUCCGACUGGAACGACUUAUCUCAGAGGUCUACACGCGCGAUGUGUUGCCAUGGCCGGGAAUGGUUCUUGGACGAGGGGACCUAUUGUUCGGUCGCGGGUCAAUCAUGAGACAUCUUAGCUUACACAAAGGAUUCGCGAAACGGUCUAUCUCGGUCAGCACUUCUCACUCAGGGCCCGUGGUUACCGAGUCACACGCCGUUGAUGAUUAUAACGGGGAGGAAAAGGAAUUGGUCACAAGCCAGGAUGGGUGUGGUGACCAGCAAUCGCCUAUCACGGACUGUGAGUCUCCCAAGACACCUAUUUCAACAAUGGGGCGCUCCAAGACCGUCCGGUUUGGAGGUACGGCCAAAAAGUCACUGUCUUUACCUCGCGAGAAGCGACCGAGCCAGGACGACAAUCUCGAAUUGUCGCCCCGCAAAAAAUGGAGCUCACCGAUGACUCUGUUGAGCGCAUUGUCACCAAAGAAUCUCAUCCGGUCCCGAGCGGAGACAGGGACAGAGGAGUGA